AUGCUGCUCUUUGAUGGGGAGCCGCUGCUCUUCUUCCUUUUCAGCUUCAGCAUCCUCGACCUGUUGAUUGGUGGCUGUCUCUGGGGCUCAGGCGAGUCUGAUGGCGAUUCGGUGAAGAUGUACUUUGGCAUUGUCAUAUUUGCUAUUGGCUGCACCAGCACGGUCUGUUUCUUUUUUGUGCUGUGCUUGAAGAAGAUUCAGCGCAGGCGACGUAAGAGAUUGGAAAUGGAAGAGUUGAUGCGUAUUCAGGGUGAAGUGACCGGAGUGGUCUACGAUUCAGGGGGCGUGUCUGGAGGCAAGAAAAACGAGCUCUCCAGAAAGCCGAGUAUGAUGUCACGAGGAAUAAUAAACCCGGCAGCGGAACUAUGA
Molecule: messenger RNA, 369 nt
Organism: Protopolystoma xenopodis
Lineage: Eukaryota; Metazoa; Platyhelminthes; Monogenea; Polystomatidea; Polystomatidae
Source: the annotation of a GenBank genome assembly